AUGGAUUCAGAAACCGUUGGUAAUGAAAUUGUAGAUGAAGUGAAUGUGGUUGAUUUAGAGAAUGAAACAAUUCAAGGCGUAAAUGAACUAAGAAGAAUUGAAGAUGAUGUUUUACCUAAGUCUAAGAAGGCCAAAACAUCAAGUGCUGAUUGUUGGAAAGUGUUUACUAAACUUGGGGCGGAUAAAGAUGGGAAUCCAUUGGCUAAGUGCAAUGGUUGUUCAAAGAUUUUGAAGGGUGGCGACAGGAAUUAUGGUACCACGAGUUUGAAUCGUCAUAUGAAGAAGUGCACUAAAAUCAAAUAUGCUGACGUAGGUCAAGUAAUGAUGGACUUGCAAGGUAGACUCAAGAAUCUUACAAUAGAUAAAAAGGUUUCUAGAUCAAUGUGUGCUACUGCAAUCAUUGCACAUGAUUUACCGUAUAAAUUUGUGGAGUUUCAAAAAAUUAGGGAUUGGAUGAAAUAUUUGAACCUUGAAUUUUCUCCUAUUUCAAGAAAUACCGCUAAGGCUGAUGUUGAUGAAAUAUUCAAGACAGAGAAAGAAGCUCUUAAGAAGGAGUUAGCUAAUAUUCCCUCUAGAAUUUCACUAACUUCUGAUAUGUGGACAGCUUGUGCAAGUGAAGGUUAUAUUUGCCUGACUGCUCAUUAUGUUGAUUCCAAUUGGAAUUUGAAGAGUAAGAUUCUAAACUUUUGUCAUAUGCCUCCUCCACACACGGGAUCUGAAAUGUCAAAAAAGAUUCUUGACUUUUUAUCAGAUUGGGGAAUUGAGAAGAAGAUUUUUUCACUCACAUUAGAUAAUGCUUCUGCUAAUGACGUGAUGCAAGCUCAUUUGAAAAGACAACUUGUCUUGCAAAACUGGUUAUUAUCUGAGGGAGAGUUCUUUCAUGUUCGUUGCUCAGCGCAUGUUUUAAAUUUGAUUGUGCAAGAGGGUUUGAAAGUAAUUGGUGAUGCAUUGGAAAAGAUUAGGGAAAGUGUCAAAUAUGUGAAGGGCUCUGAGGGUAGAAUGAAAAAAUUCAAGGAAUGCAUUGAACUCAUUGGAGGUAUUGAAACAUCGGCUGAUUUAUCUUACGAUGUUUCCACUAGAUGGAAUUCUACUUAUUUGAUGCUUCAAAGUGCAUUAAAGUACCGACGUGUAUUUGCAAGCCUUAGUUUUCAUGAUGAUAAUUAUAAGGUUUUCCCUUCCGAAGAAGAUUGGAAAAGAGGAGAUAAGAUAUGCACAUUCUUGUUGCCAUUUUAUGAGACAACAAACUUAAUUUCCGGAACGUCUUAUCCCACUUCCAAUUUAUAUUUUUUGCAAAUUUGGAAAAUUCUGUGUGUUUUGAUGGCAAGCAUCAAAGAUGAAGACACUCUUAUAAGAGACAUGGCUGAAAGAAUGAUGAUCAAGUUUGAGAGUAUUGGAGUGAUUAUAGUGUGCUUCUUUUUCGAUAUUGCUAUACUCAUGUUUUUAGAUAUUGCUAUUGAUUUGAAAGCACACAAACAACAACUUGCAACAGAGACCGGAAAGUCUCAACUUGAUGUUUAUUCGGAUGAGGCAAGUGUGGAUUUAAGUUAUCAAAAUUUUGAUGACUUGAAUGUUCUUCAAUGGUGGAAGGAGAAUUGGAAUAGGUUUAAAGAGUUAUCUUUAUUGGCUCGUGAUUUGUUAGGCAUCCCUAGUACUACUGUUGCAUCUGAAUCUGCUUUCAGUAUUGGUUCGAUCAUUCUAAACAAAUAUAGAAGUCGCUUGUUGUCGAAGAAUGUAGAGGCAUUGAUUUGUACUCGCAGUUGGCUUCACAGUUUCAACAGUUUUGAUGUAGUGGGUGAUGAUGAAGAUAAUGAUGAUGGGAGCUUGGCGAAAAGUAUUACAACUGAAGCAUCAUAUGUUCAUGACGUAGAUGAAGAUUGA
Molecule: messenger RNA, 1878 nt
Organism: Lathyrus oleraceus (garden pea)
Lineage: Eukaryota; Viridiplantae; Streptophyta; Magnoliopsida; Fabales; Fabaceae
Product: zinc finger BED domain-containing protein RICESLEEPER 1-like
Exons: 4
Coding region: 1-1878 (625 amino acids)
Molecular function (GO): protein dimerization activity; DNA binding
Source: RefSeq, a predicted model, not a curated record